UGAUCCUUCGGACUGGUGCCCUCUAGGUGCUGCAUUCCGCAGCUUCCUGCCCCGCUAUUCUCAACUGCGUCUUUCUUCAGGACCUCCAGGAUCCCUCAGCCACCACAUACCUAGGAAUUCAGCUCUUCUGCUCUCGCCUGGACCGCUGGGAGGAGGAAGCCCUACCCCUGCCUCCUCCCUCCUCACCUCUAGGUUGCUUAUGAUGGAGAAGGACCAACAGGCAGAUCAGCAGUAUGAGUGUGUGGCUGAAAUUGGGGAAGGGGCAUAUGGCAAGGUGUACAAGGCCCGUGACCUAAAGAAUGGAGGACGCUUUGUGGCCCUGAAACGGGUGAGAGUGCAGACUGGGGAGGAGGGAAUGCCGCUGUCCACCAUCCGGGAGGUGGCUGUGCUGCGACAUCUGGAGACCUUUGAGCAUCCAAAUGUGGUCAGGUUGUUUGAUGUGUGCACCGUUUCACGGACGGACAGAGAGACAAAGCUGACAUUGGUGUUUGAACAUGUUGACCAAGAUCUGACCUCUUACUUAGAUAAAGUGCCUGAACCAGGAGUGCCUACCGAGACCAUAAAGGACAUGAUGCACCAGCUCCUCCAGGGAUUGGACUUUCUCCAUUCACACAGAGUGGUUCACCGGGACCUGAAACCUCAGAACAUUUUGGUCACCAGCAACGGACAGAUAAAGUUAGCAGACUUUGGCCUUGCACGGAUCUACAGUUUUCAAAUGGCACUUACAUCUGUGGUGGUCACGUUGUGGUACAGAGCACCGGAGGUUCUGCUGCAGUCCAGUUACGCCACGCCGGUGGAUCUCUGGAGCGUCGGCUGUAUAUUUGCAGAAAUGUUCCGCCGAAAGCCCCUGUUUUGUGGAAGCUCAGAUGUGGAUCAGCUAGAAAAAAUAUUUGAUGUCAUUGGUCUCCCGGAUGAAGAGGAGUGGCCUAGUGAGGUAGCCAUCCCGCAGAGCGCUUUCCAUUUCCGGCACCCGCAGCUCAUAGAAGACGCCGUUCCAGACAUCGAUGAAAUAGGCAAAGAUUUACUUCUUAAAUGUCUGAUAUUCAGCCCUGCAAAUCGGGUGACGGCAUUCAGCGCCCUGUCCCAUUCUUUCUUUGACGAUUUACUGACCCACAAAGACAGUUCAGAACGUCACAGGUCCAAUGGGCAGAAGUCUGGGGGGGACAGUACGUCUGAAAUGGGGAGCGCCUGAGCCGAGGAAGGUUGAAAGUAUACUUGGCCAAGUUGCCAUGAGGUUCCGAGCGUCACACAGCUUAUCCUGGGCACCUGACCUGCAGUCUCCCUUGCGUAUCUGCAAACAAACCAAUCAAUGCAAGCUGUGUGCAGUUUUUAUUUUUUUGUUCUUUUUUACUAUUUUUUUUUUCAGUCUGGGUUGCCACAAGUUUAAAGCAAAGCUGCUGAUCAAUUUUGCUGCCUUUUUUUUUAAAAUUUAACUUUAAAAACACCGGUAGGAUACAGACUGAUCCGGCCUCCAACACAGGAUGGACCCUCCCUACAGCUGCUGAUGAAAUGACUCCUUUUUU
Messenger RNA from Nanorana parkeri, 1523 nucleotides. It is a transcript of the gene CDK6, whose product is annotated as cyclin dependent kinase 6. Gene Ontology annotation, cellular component: cytoplasm; nucleus; cyclin-dependent protein kinase holoenzyme complex. The record is from RefSeq and is a predicted model, not a curated record. The coding region runs from base 200 to 1192 and encodes 330 amino acids. Gene Ontology annotation, biological process: signal transduction; protein phosphorylation; G1/S transition of mitotic cell cycle. Gene Ontology annotation, molecular function: ATP binding; cyclin-dependent protein serine/threonine kinase activity; cyclin binding. NCBI's taxonomy places the organism in Eukaryota, Metazoa, Chordata, Amphibia, Anura, Dicroglossidae. The transcript has 7 exons.